CGGCGGCGGCGGCCGGGACGAGGCGGCGGCGGCGGCGGCGGCGGCGGCGCGGGCCGCUCGGGCUGAUGGCGGCGGCGGCCGGGCCCGGGACGGCGCUGUCCCCGCGCCCGUGCGACAGCGACCCCGCCACCCCCGGAGCGCCGUCCCCGAAGGAUGAUAAUGAAGAUAAUUCAAAUGAUGGGACCCAACCAUCCAAGAGGAGGCGAAUGGGCUCAGGCGAUAGCUCUAGGAGUUGUGAAACUUCAAGUCAAGAUCUUGGCUUUAGCUACUAUCCAGCAGAAAAUUUGAUAGAGUACAAAUGGCCACCUGAUGAAACAGGAGAAUACUAUAUGCUUCAAGAACAAGUCAGUGAAUAUUUGGGUGUGACCUCCUUUAAACGGAAAUAUCCAGAUUUAGAGCGACGAGAUUUGUCUCAUAAGGAGAAACUCUAUCUGAGAGAACUAAAUGUCAUCACUGAGACUCAGUGCACUCUAGGUUUAACAGCAUUGCGCAGUGAUGAAGUGAUUGAUUUAAUGAUAAAAGAAUAUCCAGCCAAACAUGCUGAAUAUUCUGUUAUUCUACAAGAAAAAGAACGUCAGCGAAUUACAGAUCAUUAUAAAGAGUAUUCUCAAAUGCAGCAGCAGAAUACUCAGAAAGUUGAAGCCAGCAAAGUGCCUGAGUACAUUAAGAAAGCGGCCAAAAAAGCAGCUGAAUUUAAUAGCAACUUAAACCGGGAACGUAUGGAAGAGAGAAGAGCUUAUUUUGAUCUACAGACACAUGUUAUCCAGGUGCCUCAAGGGAAGUACAAAGUUUUGCCAACAGAGCGAACCAAGGUCAGUUCUUACCCAGUGGCCCUCAUCCCCGGACAGUUCCAGGAAUAUUAUAAAAGGUACUCUCCAGAUGAGCUGCGAUACCUGCCGUUAAACACUGCGCUUUAUGAGCCCCCCCUGGACCCUGAGCUCCCAGCUCUAGACAGUGAUGGUGAUUCAGAUGAUGCGGAGGAUGGUCGAAGUGACGAGAAACGGAAGAAUAAAGGCACUUCGGACAGCUCCUCUGGCAAUGUAUCUGAGGGGGAAGCUCUUCCCGACAGCCAGGAGGAGCCUUUCCAGGGAAGACAGAGAACCAAGGACAGAACUGCUACUCCGAGAAAAGAUGCUUCCAAACGUUCUGUACUGUCCAAAUCAGUGCCUGGGUACAAGUGAUUAGAAGUGGACCUGGCUGACGUACUCAGACGUAGGGUUCUGUCCUGUUAACCUUCGGGGAGUUCUACGCAGUUUCCUUUCUCCUCCAUCAACUCAUUAGUACCCAGAAGAGACUAGUUUCCCAACCAGCUGCUGGUGUUGUAUGGUGCAUCGGCAGCUGGCUGUGAACGGUGUCUUCCUAGAGGCCUCUCUGUGCAUGAACAGUGGGGUUUUUGGAGCUACCACAUCACCAUACAAAAACGCUAUGAAGCUCUGUCUUUUUCUCUCUCUUCUCCAAUCCUCUCUCUUCCUUUUUUUCAUGGAGACGAAGACUGUUGGGUAAGAAAAAUUUUAUGUGGUUUAACAAAACACUAUUUUAAAGCUUAGAAGUAAACCUAGAAUUUUCUUGGUGGCCCUCUUAUCGUAGGUGCUUAAUGUAUAAUCUAAUGAUUGUAGAACUUGAAUUGCUCUAGAAUGUGAAUGAUUAGCUUUGUAUUUUAUUCUAUUUGACUUUUGUAAAGGGUCUCUUAUGAGUUCUCUUUAGAACUGAACAUUGUGUGGUUACUUUCCUUGAUUAUAGUGAGAGAUUAGAGUGCUUAGUAUGCCAGUAUCUAAACUGCAAGUGCUAAAUAAAUAUAUCUUUUACACUUCGCACAAGUACCGCAACUGAAAGAUUUCUUAGUUUGGUGAAUUGAGAGGUAACUUCCUGCUGUAUAUUAUGGCAGUGAUAGAUUUGAUCAUAACUGAACCAGAAUUUGGGUCAUAGAAGUGCACUUCCUAGCUAUUUUUAUUUAGGUAAUAUUUAUAUUUAUUUAGGAAAUAGAAUGAGAACCUAAUGCUUAGACUAUAGCAACAACAGGGUAACUACACUGCGAGACUUAAACGUUUGAGCAUGUGACACUAUCCUUUUGUUGGGGGAGCAGGGUAUCAAGGUCUAAAUACAGGAGAUGUAGAAUAGCCAAUGGUCAAGCUUUAUAUGUAUGUUUUAACUUCCAUGAUAUUUAUUUUGUAGAGAUAUUUGUGAUUGUUUAGUUAUUGUUUUUAUUAUAUUUAUGUAUAAGGUUGACUUUUUAAAUAAAUAAGCCAAAAAUUA
Molecule: messenger RNA, 2253 nt
Organism: Sorex fumeus (smoky shrew)
Lineage: Eukaryota; Metazoa; Chordata; Mammalia; Eulipotyphla; Soricidae
Gene: PHF10
Product: PHD finger protein 10
Exons: 10
Coding region: 66-1181 (371 amino acids)
Cellular component (GO): npBAF complex
Source: RefSeq, a predicted model, not a curated record